CACACAGAUGUGUUUUAACAUAGAAGAGUGUCACGCUGACACAUAGUGUCACGGAGGCAGAUUCAUUCAGACCUGAAGUAGCUUGUGUAUUCGUUUACAUCAAUUCUAUGUGGAGGUCCAUUCGCUUCAUUUGGACACACUCGCCAGGACAGACUUUGUCAGUAGUCUAUCAGGUCUCUGUAAGAAUGAACAAGUGGUAGCUCUCUGUCCAGCGUUUCCACGCAACAGCGGCUGAGAAGUGACGAAGCUCACGGAGGGAUACAUGCUGUUACAGAGACCGACGCACAGUAGAUGUGGUGUGGGUCUCAGUAGGACCCUGUGCGCCUUUUAAACCCAAUGGAGCGACAGGAUGAUGGAGGUGAGGCGGUGGGGCGCUUAAUCCACCACGACGGUGCAGAGGAGCCCGGUUCUCCUCCCCUGGUUAGUAAUCACUCAGGCAGCCCAUCGCAGGAGGAGCCCACCAUGAUGAGGAGGAGCGACAAAUACGUGCCGGUCCCUGGCGAGGAGAAGAACUCAGAUAUCAACAUCAAUCCCAGGAGCAGCGAGUCUAUACCAAUGAAAAAUCUUCAUGCGGAUCACGUCUCCCCCCUAUACCCUGGGCUAGGCCCAUACUUUUCUGAUGGGUGUCGCCGGGUGGACUAUGUGUUGGCAUACCACAUCCAGAAGCCCAGCAGCGUCCGGCGCAGGUCAUCCAAAUUUGGCGAAAACAACUUCAUCCGAAGACUUCGCCGCAGCCUGAGUAUGAGAAGCAGCAGAGCCCCACUGCAGCCAAAGGAGGACCCGGAAAUCGCUGCCCAGGAGCAAGGGACGGACUAUCAUGAGGAUGACAAGCGCUUCAGGCGAGAGGAGUUUGAGGAGAACCUCUUGGAGACAGGACUGGAGUUAGAAAAGGAUGAAGGGUGUAAGAUACCUGGAAUUGGGUUCUUGAAGAUCCAUGCUCCUUGGAAUGUUCUGUGUCGAGAAGCUGAGUUCAUGAAGCUCAAGAUGCCAACAAAGAAGGUGUACGAUGUGAAACAAGGAAGUAAUCUGGUGGAGAAGGUCAGACUCUUCAUUCACAAAGUCACAGCUCCACUGCAUCCAAAAGUAGAUGCCAACAGACCACAAACACUCAAAUCCCUCUCUCAUCCUUUCUCAAGGGAGAAGCAGCAUCUAUUCGAUCUGUCUGACAGGGACAAGUUCUUCGACAGCAAGACCAGGAGCUCAAUUGUCUAUGAGGUACUGAAGAGGACAAGAUGCACCAGAGCCAAAUACUCCAUGGGGAUCACCAGUCUGCUAGCCAAUGGUGUCUACACGUCAGGUUAUCCUCUGCAUGAUGGAGACAUCGAGGAGGUGAAUGCGGAACCUAAUGACAGAAAGCUACUUUACCAGGAGUGGGCCAGCUACAGUGUCUUUUACAAGUACCAGCCCAUUGGACUCAUCAGGAAGUAUUUUGGGGAGAAGGUUGGACUGUAUUUUGCUUGGUUAGGAGUCUACACACAGAUGCUGAUCCCUGCAGCCAUCGUUGGAGUCAUUGUAUUCCUCUACGGCUGUGCCACUGUAGACGAUAACAUCCCUAGUAUGGAGAUUUGUGAUCCAAGGAACAAUAUCACCAUGUGCCCGCUGUGUGACCGUGCCUGCAGCUACUGGAAGUUGGUGAGUGCUUGUGGCACAGCCCGCGCCAGCCACCUGUUCGACAACCCAGCCACUGUCUUCUUCUCCAUCUUCAUGGCCCUCUGGGCGGUGCUUUUCAUGGAGCACUGGAAGAGACGACAGAUGCGUCUCAACUACAUUUGGGACCUGACAGGCUUCGGCGAGGAGGAGGAGGAGGAACAUAAGGACCACAACCGAGCAGAGUAUGAGUUCCGAGUCAUGCAAAAAACAAUGAGACUGGAACAUUCAACUCCAAAGGGGGAGAAGGUGAAGCUGACAUGUACAGACAGACUGCCAGCUUACCUAACCACUGUGGUCACAAUGGGCUUCCUAAUUGCUGUGACGUUUGCCAUAGUCUUCGGAGUCAUCCUGUACCGGAUUAGCAUUAAGGCAGCGCUGCACAUGAGCAACUACCCUGCAGCACGGUCCAACAUCAGAGCCACUGUCAAAACCACCGCCGCCAUCAUCAACCUCAUAAUCAUCAUCAUCUUGGAUGAAAUCUAUGGCGCCAUCGCCCGCUGGCUCACCACACUGGAGGUUCCAAAGACAGACAAGAGCUUUGAGGAGCGCCUCAUCUUCAAAACUUUUAUCUUGAAGUUUGUCAAUGCCUUCACACCCAUUGUCUAUUUGGCCUUUUUCCGGGGCAGGCUUGUUGGGCGGCCUGGAAACUACUUGUAUGUUGUUGGAUCAUACAGAAUGGAAGAGUGUGCUCAUGCGGGCUGCCUCAUGGAGUUGUGCAUCCAGUUGUGCAUCACCAUGCUGGGCAAGCAGCUCAUCCAGAACAACCUGUUUGAGAUCGGCAUACCGAAGCUGAAAAAACUGCUGCGGAAGAGGAAGUCAGAUUCUAAGCAGGAGGAAGAGCUGACCAACAGCCUGCAUCGUCACGAGAAAGACCACCUACUGGGUCCAUUUGUUGGCCUCAGCCCAGAGUACAUGGAGAUGAUAAUCCAGUUUGGAAUGGUUACUCUUUUCGUGGCCUCCUUCCCUCUGGCUCCACUCUUCGCUCUUCUGAAUAACAUAAUUGAGAUUCGGCUGGAUGCCAAGAAAUUUGUUAUGCAGCUGCGCAGGCCAAUUGCAGCCAAAGCCAAAGACAUUGGUAUCUGGUACAACCUUUUGAGAGGCCUCAGCAAGGUAGCAGUCAUUGUUAAUGCCUUUGUCAUCUCCUUCACCUCUGACUUCAUCCCUCGGCUGGUCUAUCAGUACAUGUACAGCCCUGAUGGCACCAUGCAUGGCUUCGUCAAUCACACUCUGUCUCACUUCAAUGUCAGUGACUUCCAGCCAGGCACAGAACCCCUGCAACCAAUGCACCUGAAGCAUGAGGUAGACAUAUGCAGAUAUAAGGACUACAGAGAGCCUCCCUGGUCCGGCACACCUUAUGAACUCUCCAAGGAGUUCUGGGCCAUUCUGGCAGCCCGCCUUGCCUUUGUUAUCGUCUUUCAGAACAUGGUGAUGCUUAUGAGUGACUUUGUAGACUGGCUAAUCCCAGACAUCCCCAAGGAUAUCAGCCUCCAGAUCCACAAGGAGAAGAUCCUCAUGGUGGAGCUUUUUAUGAAGGAGGAGCAGGGCAAAAGACUUGCUGCGCGUGACAACCACAACCAGGACAACUGCACCUCCACCUCAUCAGCUAAUCAAAGCCCACCACAGCCACGCUCACGGCCCAUCUCACAUGCCAACUGCUGUUAGACUGCUUGCUGUGGGAUAUGAGAGAAGCCAACACCCCAACUUGUAUACAAACUGUAAAUAAGUUGAUCAGCUGCUUAUAGCUAGCUGGUAAUGGGUAAUGUGCAUCCUUCAACAUAUGUUCAUUUUGUAAUACAUAUUUUAGCUUUUGUUACAUUUAAAUUGUUUGGGAAUAUUUUCUGGAAUGACCUGACUUAUUUUGAAGUGUUCACAUUAGAAUUCCUUCAGCCGAUAAACUGGCUGUUUUUGCUUGUUUGUUUUUAACACUUUUCCCAUGUUAUUUUGAUACAUUUUUCAACAAGCCAGACAUAACCUUAUCAGGCAUUACCAAAAAUCCAGGAAGUAGCAGACUUGGUAUUAGUAGACAAUUACUCAUCCACAGGGUUUAUGAUCACAAAACAUUAUUUAUUGGAUGUAAUUAAAAGGAACAAGCCAUUAUCUUCAUAAGACUCGGGGGAAUUCACUCAUUGAUGAGAGCAUUCAGGAUGUCUGAGACAAUAACACCAAACUGCAACCUAAUAUGAAUCAUAUUUUUGAGCAUGAAGUUCAUACCUAGCAACUUAAUGCAGCUUUUGUACUGGAAACUGCCUGUCAGUCAAUCCAAAUGGUCUUGAUAUCUUAAGGGUGAGAUACAAAACCAAUGAAUACUAUCAAUAUAAACAGCUCAGACAGGCCUUUUUCUGUUUUGCACAAUUCUAUACAAAUGCAGGAAUUUAUUGAUGUUUUUCUUUAAUAUGCAACAUGGUCAGGCACUUGGGCUUUUGUUGUUUGGACACAGGUUUUGAAGGACCAGAACCAGCCUAUUGAUUUGUACUAUUCUCUUGUGUGAGCGCCACAGUGCUUAUUGUUGAACAAACAGCCUAACAGUGCUCAGUGGCAUUAUUCCUGAAAGCACAAGUCAUAAUUAUUCAUUGUAAUGAACUGGAAUUAAAGCUGCAAGAUUGGUGGGUUCAGACUUACAAUAUAAAUACAAAGGGAUGUCAUGAUGUCCACAGAGUCGGAAAAUUUAAAUAAUUCCAGUAGUGUUUCCUGUGUUUCUGCUGUAUGAACUAUAUUUUGUCCUCAGCGGAACAGCAUAAAACAAGCAUAUAACACUGACAUCUUAUCACCUUAUAAAAUCUGAUAUGGUGAAAGUAUUUGCAAAAGUCAUUUUCAUGUCCAACAUAAAUCAUCAUUAGCAUUCAUAUGUAUAUACAGUGUCUAUCAGUCAAGUAAUCACUUUAGUUCAUUCAGUUUAGUUUACCUCUGAUUAACUUGUAACUAGCAGAUUAUUUACUUUAUCUGUCUGCAGUCUGGUGAUGAGCAGGAACAAUUGUUUUCUCUCUUAGUGUUUUUGAAGCUUCCUGCUAUUGGAAAUGAGUUUUAAACUAAAAUACUCUAAAAUACUGUGUAGAGCUAAAAGGUCCAGUGUUUAAGAUUAAGGUGAAGGGGAUCUAUUGGCAGGAAUUGAAUAUAAAAUAAUCCUAUUUUUUUUCACUAGUGUGUUUCAUCUAAAUUGUACGAAUUGUUGUUUGCUUUACCCUAGAAUGGGCCCUUUAUAUUUAAAUACUUUAUAUUUACAUUGGGA
This is a messenger RNA of Hippoglossus stenolepis (Pacific halibut), 4876 nucleotides long. It is a transcript of the gene ano1a, whose product is annotated as anoctamin 1, calcium activated chloride channel a. The record is from RefSeq and is a predicted model, not a curated record. Lineage: Eukaryota; Metazoa; Chordata; Actinopteri; Pleuronectiformes; Pleuronectidae. The transcript is spliced from 26 exons. Bases 337 to 3312 code for a protein of 991 amino acids. Gene Ontology annotation, molecular function: chloride channel activity; protein dimerization activity. Gene Ontology annotation, biological process: chloride transmembrane transport. Gene Ontology annotation, cellular component: plasma membrane.